GGGUGGGGGCGAUGGCUCUGUGCAUGCGCAUUUUGAGCUCUCCCAGCAGCCUUCACCGAAAGAUGGUGCCGCGGGACUCUCUACUGCUGCCAGUGUGAGGGAACGCCAAGUGACUCUGUCUGUCCCCGUGUUCCAGCUCCGCGUCGUCAAGAAGGCAGAGGUUGAGCCCGGCGGAUGCGAUGGCAGCGGUGGUGGCCAAGCGGGAAGGGCCGCCGUUCAUCAGCGAGGCAGCUGUGCGAGGCAACGCCGCGGUUCUGGAUUACUGCCGCACCUCAGUGUCAGCGCUGUCGGGGGCCACGGCCGGCAUCCUCGGCCUCACCGGCCUCUACGGCUUCAUCUUCUACCUGCUUGCUUCCAUCCUGCUCUCCCUGCUCCUGAUUCUCAAGGCUGGAAGGAGGUGGAACAAAUAUUUUAAAUCACGAAGACCUCUCUUUACAGGAGGCCUCAUAGGAGGCCUCUUUACCUACGUCCUGUUCUGGACAUUCCUCUAUGGCAUGGUGCACGUCUACUGAAAUGAGGGCAGGGGUAAUUUUUUGAAGAAAAAACAAAAAACGAUUGGGAAGACUGUUGUCAGAAAUUAACACCGCGUAGACUUACUUAGUUUUUAAAUUGUUGAAUUCGCUGUUUGCUCUGUAACGUUAUAAAUAAUUUAUAUCUGAAGACAGAGAGCCUGUAAUAUUCUUCAGAUUAAAUGAAGUUUGAGACACUUUGUGGAGUUUUUUCCUGCCUUAGCACAGGGGUUCUGCCACGGGUGCAGAAUUGCCAACAUUCAACUCCUGGAGAUGAUCACCAGGGCUUAAGUAAAAAGAGUAAGUUAAAUAACUUACUGUUAACAUCGUAAGAACUGUUAACAGUUAAUAUUUAGUAGUGUUUCUUACAUGUCGGGCAUUAUAUGCCUUGUGUGUUUUUUGUUUUUUUUUUUUUUUUUUUCGGUUUUUUGAGACAA
Fukomys damarensis (Damara mole-rat) is the source of this 946-nucleotide messenger RNA. RefSeq names its product ER membrane protein complex subunit 6 (gene Emc6). The record is from RefSeq and is a predicted model, not a curated record. Bases 180 to 512 code for a protein of 110 amino acids. NCBI's taxonomy places the organism in Eukaryota, Metazoa, Chordata, Mammalia, Rodentia, Bathyergidae. Gene Ontology annotation, cellular component: endoplasmic reticulum; membrane; EMC complex. Gene Ontology annotation, biological process: protein folding in endoplasmic reticulum; autophagosome assembly. The transcript is spliced from 2 exons.